AUGGAUGAAGGGGAUGAAAUGCCCGGAAAUAAGCCUUUAAGGCUUCCAAAGAAAGCAGCCAAAGUCAAGAACAAAGCUCCUGCAGCGCUUCAAAUUACUGCUGAACAGCUUUUACGAGAGGCUAAAGAGCGCGAGCUUGAAAUUGUGGCUCCUCCGCCAAAAACUAAAAUUUCGGAUCCAGAAGAAUUAGCAGAGUAUCAACGCAAAAGAAGGAAGGAGUUUGAAGACAAUAUUCGGAAGAAUAGGAAUCAGAUUGCGAACUGGGUAAAGUAUGCUAAGUGGGAAGAAAACAUUGGUGAAAUGCAGCGUGCUCGUUCGGUUUUCGAGCGUGCCUUGGAUGUUGAUCAUCGCUCAAUUACGCUGUGGUUGCAAUACGCCGAGUUAGAAAUGAGAAAUAAGCAGAUUAAUCAUGCGAGGAAUAUUUGGGAUAGAGCAGUGCAGAUUUUGCCGCGAGCUACGCAGUUUUGGCUAAAGUAUUCAUAUAUGGAAGAGCUUAUAGGGAAUAUCCCAGGUGCUCGACAGGUCUUCGAAAGAUGGAUGGAGUGGGAACCUCCAGAACAGGCGUGGCAGACGUAUAUCAAUUUUGAACUACGGUACAAGGAAAUAAAUCGUGCAAGAGCGAUAUGGCAGCGAUUUUUGCAUAUCCAUGGUCAUGAUGUAAAGUUAUGGAUUCGCUAUGCAAAGUUUGAAGAACGAUCGGGUUCUAUUCCUAAUGCUCGAAGUGUUUAUGAACGUGGACUGGAAUAUUUUGGUGAAGAAAAUUUGAGCGAAACACUUUUAAUUGCUUUUGCCCAAUUUGAAGAAAGACAGAAAGAACAUGAAAGAGCCAGAGUUAUAUAUCGAUAUGGUCUUGAUCAUCUCCCAUCUGACAGGACUGUCGAAAUUUUCAAAUUCUAUACCAUACAUGAAAAGAAAUAUGGUGAGCGAGCAGGUAUUGAAAACGUGAUUGUCAGUAAAAGGCGGCACCAGUAUGAAAAGCAAAUUGCUGAAAAUUCUUAUAAUUACGAUGCAUGGUUCGAUUUUAUUCGUUUGUUGCAAAACGAAAGGAUUGAUAGGGAGGAAAUGGAAGAUACUUUUGAAAGAGCAAUUGCUAACGUCCCUCUUCAACCAGACAAGAGGAUAUGUUGCUGCCAGUUGUCUUACUAUGAUUCUAAUAUUUGUUUUAUUUUGGUGGUAUUUCUUCUAUCUCCACUGUAUUUAUUUAGGUACUGGAGGCGGUAUAUUUAUUUAUGGAUCAAUUACUUCCUUUAUGAAGAACUAGAAAUGAACGAUGUUGAGAAAACUAGAGAAAUUUACAAGACUUGCUUACAGAUCAUUCCACAUAAAACAUUCACAUUUGCUAAAAUAUGGAUCAUGUUUGCUCAUUUUGAAAUAAGACAACUCGAGCUUCAAAGCGCUCGAAAAAUCAUGGGUCAUGCUAUUGGAUUAUGUCCGAAAGAAAAACUAUUUAGGUCGUAUAUUGAUUUGGAAUUGCAACUUAGGGAAUUUGACCGAUGUAGAGUUUUGUAUGGAAAGUUUUUGGAGUAUAUGCCAGAAAAUAGCAGUACAUGGAUAAAAUUUGCUGAACUGGAAACUCUUUUGGGCGACCUUGAUCGUGCUCGGGCUAUAUUCAAUCUCGCCAUUCAACAACCUGCUUUGGACAUGCCUGAGGUUUUAUGGAAAGCUUAUAUUGAUUUUGAAGUGAAUCAGGAAGAGUAUGCAAAUGCUCGCCAGUUGUACGAGAGUUUAUUGGAGCGUACUAACCAUAUAAAGGUUUGGAUUAGUAUGGCGGAGUUCGAAAUAAGAUGUGGGAACUUAGAAUCGGCAAGGAAGGUGUUUGAAAAAGCGAAAUUAGCACUUACUAACAACGCUAAGGAAGAAAGAUUGAUGCUUUUAGAAGCUUGGUUGCAGUUUGAAAGCAAAAAUGGUGAUGAGGAUUCUUAUAAAAAAGUGUUGCAAAUGAUGCCAAAAAAAGUUAAAAAGCGUCGACAAUUGGAAACAGAUGAUGGUGUUAGUGCAGGAUGGGAAGAGUACUUUGACUACAUCUUCCCAGAUGACCAAGCCUCUAAAGGUAGCUUGAAACUAUUAGAAGCUGCUCGGAAGUGGAAGGAGCGCUUCAAAACUUCAGAAGAUGUGGUAGAAAAGGAUGCGCCAGAGAAGGAGGAUGAAGAAAAACAGGAGGAAGCAACUUCCAGAGAACUGAAAGUUCGAGAAGAUGAUUCAGAUACAGAUAUUGACUCUGACUCAUCUGACUCAUCAUCAAGUUCAGAUUCAAGUUCCUCCACUUCAAGCUCAUCGUCAUCUUCCGAUAACAGUUAA
Enterobius vermicularis (human pinworm) is the source of this 2298-nucleotide messenger RNA. The record is from the annotation of a GenBank genome assembly. NCBI's taxonomy places the organism in Eukaryota, Metazoa, Nematoda, Chromadorea, Rhabditida, Oxyuridae.